Molecule: messenger RNA, 1398 nt
Organism: Arachis ipaensis
Lineage: Eukaryota; Viridiplantae; Streptophyta; Magnoliopsida; Fabales; Fabaceae
Source: RefSeq, a predicted model, not a curated record
AUGAAUAUGAACAUUGAUAACGGGAAUGGUGAAUCUAAUGGAGUAGAUAUUGUUCAUGCAAAUUUGGGAAUAUUAACUUUAGAAAGCUCGCUUCAAGAAAGGCACAAGAGUGGAGCACCGCGUCAGCAGCCUCCAGCUGCACCUCCUGUGUCUUCACCAUCCGAUGACGAUGACUGGCUCAUCCCUCCGCCCCCCAGUAAUGGUGGUGUCUCUGCAGCAGCUAUUCUGCAACCCUUUCAUCCGCCCAGGAGCGAACCAAGACCUGAGCCACAGGCCACUAACGGUUCACGAGUGACGGAACCGUGCAAUGAAGCCAUUGACCCGGAGGCGAACGAGGUAGAUUCGUUUGAGGAACACAUUGACAGGAUGUUUGCUGCUUCUGAUGCUGCAAAGCGCAAACGACGAAAGACUACUGAGUUUUGGGAUGUUGAUCUCAUUGAUUCUGAAGGUAUAAUCAAGCAAGCUAAAAUGAAUGUGAGAGAGGCUAUGGAGCGGUCUCUUAAUGGUAGCAAGAUCAUCCUGAGAUUCAAUGAGGAACUGCAGGCAGUCGGAGAUAGAGCUUGCCUGUUAAGUGGCAUUCUAGGAGCGCUGGGUUCUGAUUACAGCAAAUUUCCUAUCUGUGAAAAGAGUUGGGCAAAGGUGCAGGGCAAAGACAGGGUUUAUGACAAUUGUAUAAAGGAGAUGUUCCACUUCCAGGAUAGCAGUGGUUUAAUCAAGAAAUCAUUUUUGAAACAAAUGGAGAAGUCUUGGAAGGACACAAGGGGGAGGCUGUUUGACUCGCAUUACAAACCAACAAGGACACUUAAGCAGAAUCUUGAGCAGCGCCCGGAGGGAAUUCCUAGAGAGCAUUGGAAGUGGUUUAUUGAGUAUCGUAAUGAUCCUGCAACAAAGGGGCUGCUAAAUGUUUUUUCCGCGAAGUGCAAGCAAAACGCGCUGAAUCGAAAGAAGCAACUUUACACGCACACUAGCGGAUCUAAAAGCUUGGCAAGGGCUAGGAAAGAAGAGGAAAAAAUAUCUGAGCUUGAGCAACUGGAUGAAUCUACAAGAAUAUUGUCAGAGAAUGAUUCCUUUGCCCAAGCUCUGGGCAAAGAGCACCCGGGUAGAGUGCGUGGGAUGGGACACGGGCCGACACCAAGUCAACUCUUCCGUCCGAGUUCACAGCCGCCGGUGGAAAGAGCUCAAGUAGAAGAGACCCAAAGGAUGCUGUGUGAACUACAAGCGGAGGUGACGACCGAAAAAUUGAAGAGGAAAGCAAUUGAGGAUGAAUUAGCAGCAGAGAAGACGAAGAGGCAGGAAAUAGAGAGUGUGCUGAGUUAUCUGGUCCAACAGCAAUGUGGGGAGCUGCCUCCAGACAUCGCUGCAUGGAUGAAUUCUUUGGACAGACAUGGAGGAACAUAG